Messenger RNA from Ectocarpus sp. CCAP 1310/34, 929 nucleotides. The record is from the annotation of a GenBank genome assembly. Lineage: Eukaryota; Phaeophyceae; Ectocarpales; Ectocarpaceae.
AUGUACAACGUACAGCCAACCUUGCAACCAACCCACACAGCCCUCUCGCGGCCAGCCGAUCUUUUUUUGCCGCAGGAUGGGACGACAAGUAGCACUGCUGUUGGCAGUCUCAAGCGUCACAUUGUGGUGGGCUGCAGUGGAUGCUUUCUUCGCGCCAACUCCGCCGCUCCUUGUCGGCCUGGAGGCUCAAGCUGGCAACACAAGAAUCCGUGCGCUCACAACCGACCGCGGUGGGGAGCGAAUAACUAGGACAAGAUGCGAUGCUACAGCCGUAGGCGGAGCUGAAGAAGAGGCUGAAGUCGUGGUGAUCGGGAGCGGUAUUGCAGGGCUUUGCACCGCAGCCCUGCUGUCCAGCUACGGGAAGAAGGUGGUGGUCUGCGAGUCGCACACCCAGCCUGGCGGGUGUGCCCACGGGUUCGAUCGAUCAGGCUACAAGUUCGACUCCGGCCCGUCGCUCUUUUCAGGCAUGAAUGUCGAUCAGCCCCACGCCCAAUCCGUUGAAGCACGUGCUCAACGCUAUUGGCGAGGACGUGGAUUGGCUCACAUACGGUAGGCGCGGCUCCUGCAAGUUUCGACUCGGAUUUUUUUCUAAAACGUAGAAGUAUAACCCGGACUGAGACUGCAGUCGGCACCCGGAACACCGCACGCUCGCAAUCUACUAGUGUUGCGGUUCGGUCAAGCGCCUAGCCUUGCCGAGCCCCUUGUGCGCUGAGUUCGGUGGGCGUUUUCCCCUUUUCCUCUGAUGUUCCUCUGAUGUUGUGGUUGUCACACACGGUGUUUGGCAGCAACAGCGUCGAUUCCCAUCGCCGCGGCCGCAGCGUAGAGAGGGAGCGGUCCUCGCCAUACCUCGAGAUUUCACGGAGAAGUUUUCUCCUCAAAACGUUACAGCAGGCACCGCUCCCUUUUCAACGGGUCAAAAUUAAGAUAUG